GGUGGUUUCCACCGGGCUCGUUCCGUUGUUGAACUGGUGUCAAACUGAGUUCUGUGAUGGAGCUUUGCUCUUACUCAGCCUGUACCUGAUCGUUAGUUUCUUUGCAUCUGGUCUGAAACACAGCGACACUGACGGAGAUCCUCCACGAAGAACCAUGGCGGACAGCAUAAUCAUUAGGGUUCAAUCCCCUGAUGGAAUGAGAAAAAUUCCUUCUACCAAGAGGGAGACGGCAGCUGCUUUUCUAAAAAAGGUGGCCAAAGAAUUUGGCUUUAAUUCCAAUGGAUUCUCAGUUUAUCUGAACCGCAACAAGACCGGAGAGAUCCUGUCUCAGAACAAAACCCUCAGCUUACUCAAGAUUAAGCAUGGGGACAUGUUGUUUCUGUUCCCGUCUACAUCUUCUUCCUCCGGGGAAAAAAUGGAUACAGCCAUCCCGCACUCGUCUUCAUCACUACCGUCUCUCUCCUCCUCCUCUUCGUCAUCCUCCUUGAUCCCUCGGUCCUCCUCGGCCCCCCAGGUCCAGGAGGACGAGAUCGAUCAGUAUCUGGCUAAGCAGGAUGGCAAGAUCUACCGGAACAGAGAUCCACAGCUGUGUCGCCAUGGCGCCCUUGGGAAAUGUGUACACUGUGUUCCAUUAGAGCCUUUUGAUGAAGACUACCUGAACCACCUGGACCCGCCGGUGAAGCACAUGUCGUUCCACGCCAACCUCCGGAAGCUGACUGGUGGAGCAGAUAAAGGGAAGUUCGCCGCUCUGGAGAACAUCAGCUGUAAGAUCAAGUCGGGCUGCGAGGGUCACCCGCCCUGGCCAGACGGGAUCUGCACCAAGUGCCAGCCCAGUGCCAUAACUCUCAACAGACAGAAAUACAGACAUGUGGACAACAUCAUGUUUGAAAACCACACCAUCGCAGAUCGCUUUCUGGACUUUUGGAGGAAAACGGGCAGCCAGAGGGUGGGAUACCUGUACGGCAGGUACACGGAGCACAAAGACAUCCCUCUGGGUAUCAGAGCCGAGGUGGCUGCCAUCUACGAGCCCCCACAGACUGCCAACCAGAACAGCCUGGAGCUGUUGGAGGACCCGAAAGCUGCAGCUGUGGAUGAAAUCGCAGCCAAACUGGGUCUCUGCAAGGUGGGAUGGAUUUUCACCGACCUGCUGUCUGAAGAUACAAGGAUAGGGACGGUCCGUUACCUGAGGAACCAGGAUUCCUACUAUCUGAGCGCAGAGGAGUGCAUCACUUCUGGGUACUUCCAGAACCAGCAUCCAAACCCAUGCAGACUCUCUCGAGACGGCUUCUUUGGAUCCAAGUUUGUGACUGUGGUGGCUACAGGCGGACCUGAUAACCAGGUGCAUUUUGAAGGGUACCAGGUGUCGAACCAGUGCAUGGCUCUGGUGAGAGACGAGUGCCUCCUGCCCUGCAAAGACGCUCCAGAGCUGGGCUACGCUAAAGAGUCCAGCCCCGAGCAGUACGUACCGGACGUCUUCUUCAAGGACAAAGACAAAUUUGGAAAUGACGUGACGUUUCUGGCUCGCCCUCUUCCCGUGGAGUACCUCAUCAUAGAUAUAACCACCACCUUUCCAAAGGACCCCCAGUACACCUUCACGUCCACGCAGCGCUUUCCCAUCGAGAACCGGGAUAUUCUUGGAGAGACCCAAGAUUUUCACAGCUUAGCGACGUACCUGUCCCAGUGCUCCUCCACGUCAUUCCUGGACAUCGUGUCAGACUUCCACCUGCUGCUUUUCCUCGUCACCAAUGAAGUCAUGCCCCUGAGAGACAGCAUCGGGCUCCUGCUGGACGCAGUGAAGACGUCUAACGAGGACCUGGCACAGACCUGGAAGAAGUCUGAGCAGUGGGCCACCAUUGAGCAACUGUGCAGCACAGUGGGCGGCCAGCCAUCCAGCUCUCUGGGUUACGGGGCCAUGGGCGGCGCCUCCGUUCCCGCCUCGUCCUCGGCCAUGUGGUCCUGUCUCCAUUGCACAUUCAUGAACCAGCCCGGCACAGAGCACUGUGAAAUGUGCAGUCUGCCUCGCAGUUAAGACCCCCCCCCUCCAGCCCGAGCAAACUCUCUGGUCCAGGAUCAGCUGCAAGAUGAAGGCUCCCUCCAAGCUUUCCCCUCCUUUGUUACUCGGGCUGCUGUACACCUGAAGGGAAACGCCUCAGGACCCCUUCUCCUCCCCCAGCAGCGGGUUUUUGGUGAAGAGCUUUCCAAACAGCCCCCGCCUUCUAGGAGACGGGGGUGAAGGUUUCAGCUCCUCGGCUGCUUCGGAACAUUUUUGUUGUUUGUCCUUCUCCUUUGAGGGUCUUUUGUCAGCUGUAUCAGAUGGGGGGGGGGUCUUCUCUCAUGCUCAGAGAUGCUGGUGUCCCACAGGCCUACAGAACCAACAUCAGUCAGACACACACACACACCACACACCCCCGCAGAAUGCCAGCAGCUCCACCAGAAAUCCCCUGCACAGCUUCACUGUUCCUGUUGGCAGAGCCACAUUUAGGUCCAGAAGGGGCAAACAGCAGCUGCUUGGUUUCUCCCAUCAGACCUUUCAGUGGUUCCGAGCGGUUUGGAUGCUUCUGACUUCAGCAGACGUGAAAUGUAGCCUCUGUUUCCCUGACGACAAGCCCAGAGAAAGCUUAAAUCCAACUGCUGCUUGAAACGGGCAGAUCUCCUCUUCCUGCAGAACCUGGGGUUCUUCUCAUGCCGGUGGUUCUGCAGCUCUCCUGGGCCGGGUUCCUGUGGGUUCUGCCGUCAGGCAGUGGGAGGAGCUGUUAGCCGUGGUCAAAGCGGUUGAGACCCCUGAGCUGAAAAGUGCUGGUUUCUGCUCGUCUGCUUCUUCUGCACGGACGCAGCGAUGCUGAAAGACGGAUUCAUCUGAAAGGGGUUUUCCUGUCGUCUUUGGUGGGAGGCUUUUCACUGCAAACAUAUUUCUGACAGAUUUCCAGAUUUAUCUAACUGGUGGCUGUGUCCCGUCCUGAGCUAACCCUCGGCAGGACGUGGGGGCUUUCUGGAGUCGUCCUCUCUGGUUGGAGACUUCAGUCGGCAGGAAAGCUCGCUGCAGGCGGUGUCCGUCACUCCGGCUCACUUUGGCUUCAUUCAUUUGCAGGAUUAGAUUGGGACCAAAACCCAGAGAUGCAGCAAGUGCUUUAGACGAGCCAGAUGGUUCUGAUGUCCAUCUGAAGCCAUAGAGCUGUGACCAAAGCGGAACCCUGAGCAUUGAUGCUCACACACCCAAACGUCAGCCCCAGUUCUUAGCUUUUCAUGGCCUCCUUGUUCCACGUGGACUUGAGGAUCCCGUCAGGAUCCAUAGAGUUCCUGGCGGGCCUCCUCUGAGGACGGGUCUUCUGCAGUAGGUUUGCCGUGUUCUCCUCACAUUACUUUCUUAGUUGAGCAGAUGAGGGGGUUUUCUUUGUGUUUUGCCCGUGUGGAUUUGCUCCGUUUUCCCUCCUGCAGACAGACAGACAGACAGGCGGACCGUUUCCUUUUGCACUGAUCCUGGCCCGGUUCCUUUGAGCGCUCAUGCUCCUUGACUUUUCUGCUCUCCGUGAGAUUUGGGCCCUGAGAGUUGUAUGCUGUUGACCUGAAUUUGAAACAAAAAUUAAUAAAUUAAUUUUUAAAAAGUG
Molecule: messenger RNA, 3605 nt
Organism: Oryzias latipes (Japanese medaka)
Lineage: Eukaryota; Metazoa; Chordata; Actinopteri; Beloniformes; Adrianichthyidae
Gene: nploc4
Product: NPL4 homolog, ubiquitin recognition factor
Biological process (GO): ubiquitin-dependent protein catabolic process
Cellular component (GO): nucleus
Molecular function (GO): ubiquitin protein ligase binding; ubiquitin binding
Source: RefSeq, a predicted model, not a curated record